Molecule: messenger RNA, 1197 nt
Organism: Adineta steineri
Lineage: Eukaryota; Metazoa; Rotifera; Eurotatoria; Adinetida; Adinetidae
Source: the annotation of a GenBank genome assembly
AUGUUUCAGAAUCGACGUACUGUUUUUUUAUUUCUAUGUUCAAUUGCUUUUGUUCAAGCACUUUAUUAUAUUAUCACUUUACAAAUAAAAAGAAAUCAAACUAUUAUAAAUUCUGGAUUGGCAAUAUCAUAUGAACAUUCGUCAGAUAUUACAAAAACAUCCGUCCAAAAUACAGUGGCAUUGUUAAAUCCAUCUAUUCAAACAGAAUUAUCUUCAUUUGCUAACGCUUCAUUUAUAAUUUCACAUAAUUUUAUUAAACCUGAUCCUACUAUUUAUAAUUCAUAUCCAAUUUGUAAUGUUUCAUUUUCAAAUCAUAAUUUAUCUUCGACAAAUCAUAACUUAUCUUCGUACAGAGUCACAGUUAGUAAAACAAUUUAUCCUUUUGAUAUUAUCGAACAACAUCAAGGAGAAGAUCUAUAUCCAGGUGGACAUUGGUUUCCAAAAACUUGUCGAACAGAACAACGUUUAGCUAUAAUAAUAUGUUAUAGAAAUCGUGAAUUACAUUUAAAAUUAUAUCUUGAUAAUAUACAUUCAUUUCUUAAACAACAACAACUUGAUUAUACUAUAUUUGUUGUAAAUCAACAUGGUCAACAGCCAUUUAAUCGAGCUGCUUUAUUUAAUGUCGGUUUUCUUGAAGCAAUGAAACUCUAUUCAUUUGAUUGUUUUAUUUUUCAUGAUGUUGAUCUUUUACCUGAAGAUUUAAGAAAUGUUUAUAAAUGUGGAGAGAAACCAAGACAUAUGUCAGUUGCUGUUGAUAAAUUCAAUUAUAGAUUACUUUAUUCAAGUUUAUUUGGCGGUGUAACAGCCUUUAGUUUAUCUGAUUUUACUGGUGCUAAUGGAUAUCCGACAGUUUACUGGGGAUGGGGUGGUGAAGAUGAUGAUAUGUAUUUACGUGUUACAAGAAAAUUAAAAAAGACAAUAACACGCUAUCCUAUUGAAAUAGCACGUUAUAAAAUGAUUCGUACUUUUAAUCAUACAUCUGGUAAAGCUAAUCCUGAUCGACAUACAAUACUUUAUUCGAAAUAUGAUUAUAGUCAAGAUGGUAUAAAUACAACAAAUUAUGAUUUACAUCAUGUAGUUUUUUAUAAAUUAUUUACAUUUAUCAAUGUUACAUUACCACAAGAAUCAUUUGAACACAUACGUCUUCGUUUAAAUAUUAAAUUAAAACCACCAAAGAAAAAAUCAAUGAAUGAAUGA